AUGCACAGCCUCGCCGGCAGGCUCCCGCCGCAGACAGCCACCCCGCGCCCUCCCCGGCCCCUCCCCAAGGCCGCGGCCCGCGCCUCGGCCCCCGGCGCUAGCCGCUCGACCGCGGACGUCGCCGCGCAUCCCGCCGCGCCCGCCGAUCACCCUUCUCGGCAGCCCCCCAGCCCGGCCAGAUCCUCCAAAGCGCAGCCCUUCAUCCACGAGAUCCCGAAGAGCCGCUGGCCCAACGGCGUGCCAGCCGUGAUGGGCGCCCACCUGAUGGACUCCGGCGCCGUGGCACCGCUCUCGACAUCCAAGGGCGCGUUCAUGGACGUCACACGCCACCCGUUCCUGUACCCCGAUGGGGAGUUCGAGUGCGGCGUGAUGCAGUACCCGAGCCCCGCGCUGGCCGCGGAGGGCCUGGCCAAGAUGGUGCUGGAGGCGUCGGCCAGCGCGAUUGCGGAGCGGGGCGCGUUCACGCUGGUGCUGUCCGGCGGAUCGCUGGUAAAGUCGCUGUCGGCGCUGGUGGGUGGGGGCGCGGAGUUCGACAAGUGGCACGUGGUGUGGGUGGACGAGAGGGUGGUGCCGCACGACAGCCCGGACAGCAACUACGGGGCGGCCAGGGAGGCGUUCCUCUCCAAGGUGCCGAUCCCUCCCGCCCAGAUCCACGCCAUCGCCGAGGGGCUGGGCGCUGCCGAGGCGGCCGUGAACUACGAGGGGCGGCUGCUGGGCCUGGACGCGGGCGUCCUGCCGAGGGACGACGCCGGCAUGCCGCGCUUCGACAUGGUGCUGCUGGGGAUCGGGCCCGACGGCCACGUGGCGUCCCUGUUCCCCAACGCGCCCCAGACGGGGGCCACCGAGGGCUGGGUGCUGGCCGUGACGGACUCGCCCAAGCCGCCGCCAGAGCGGAUCACGCUCACAAUGCCGGCGAUCAACGCGGCGAGGGAGGUGUUGGUGGUGGCCCUGGGGGAGGGCAAGGCGGAGGCCGUGCAGCGGGUGCUGGAGGUUCAGGCCCUGCCCGGCGCGCUGCCCGCGCAGAUGGUGCGGCCCGCGGAGGGCCGCCUGACGUGGGUGCUGGACAGCGGGUCGGCCAGGGACCUGAGCAUGACGGAGUGGGGGAACAAGAAGGCGUUCCCCAGGAACGAGGCGUGA
Molecule: messenger RNA, 1137 nt
Organism: Ostreobium quekettii
Lineage: Eukaryota; Viridiplantae; Chlorophyta; Ulvophyceae; Bryopsidales; Ostreobiaceae
Source: the annotation of a GenBank genome assembly